AACGAGGCGUGAAAUAUAUGUGUGGGAGGGGCGUAUUUCUUUUCUCAAAUACUCCCGUCAGUCGAAGAGCUUAUAUAAAUCUGAGAAACCCUCGUUUUUGGGGUUUUAGUGAGAGAGAUGGUGAGAUUAACGGCGGACUUGAUAUGGAAAAGCCCUCACUUCUUCAACGCCCUCCGCGAGCGUGAACUAGAUCUUCGAGGCAAUAAGAUCGCUGUUAUAGAAAAUGUUGGUGCUACUGAGGAUCAAUUUGAUUGCAUAGAUUUGUCAGACAAUGAAAUAGUUAAGCUUGAAAACUUCCCUUAUCUGAAUCGUCUUGGUACUUUGUUGCUUAACAACAAUAGAAUCACUCGUAUCAGUUCCAACAUUGGAGAGUUCUUGCCAAACCUUCAUUCAUUGGUACUUACUAACAACCGUCUUGUUAAUUUGGUUGAGAUUGACCCGCUUGCAUCAUUUCCCAAGCUGACGUUUCUUAGUCUACUUGACAAUAACAUCACAAAGAAACCGAACUAUCGCCUUUAUGUCAUCCAUAAACUGAAGUCACUAAGACUGCUAGAUUUCAAGAAAGUGAAACUAAAGGAACGAAAUGAAGCAUCUCGUAUGUUUGCAUCAGAAGAAGCUGAAGCUGAGGCAAGAAAGGAAUCUGUAAAGACAUUUGUGCCUGGUGAGAUACCUGCCCCUGAGGUUUCAAAGGAAGAGCAGCCACCUAAAAAGGUUGCCCCAACACCAGAGCAAAUAAUAGCUAUCAAGGCUGCCAUUGUUAAUUCCCAAACACUUGAGGAGGUUGCAAGGCUUGAACAGGCUUUGAAAUCGGGCCAGCUUCCUGCAGAUCUUGAAAUCAUUGAUACUGAUCCUGUGACAGUCAACACGAACACCAAUGUGGACAAAAUGAUAACGGAAAGUGAAAAGGAAGCUAAGGAUGGAACAAGUGAUGUCAAUGAACAGAAAAAUGAUGGGCCUGCAGACAUGGAGCAGGAAUAGAUCACUGUGCAAGUUUUUUAAGCGUUGUCGGGAUGGUGAGAUGCAAUUCUUGAUCCAAUAUCUUUUUCAUCAUACUUCCGCGUUUUGUGAAAAGCGACUGGCUCGUGUAUCGUUAGAUGAAUCUCUGGAGCCACUUAGUGGUGUAUCAGCAGAUGAAUGAUUUUAUGUUCAAACUAACUGAUUAGAGAGGAACAUGAAUUCAAUGAGACAGAUGUAGAAGAGGAAUAUCUGUAAUAUCAUUUGUAUUCCCCAGAAAUUUUUAUUUCCUUUAUUGUGGCAAAAUUAUGACUUGUUUGUCGAGAUCAAAUCUAGAAAGGGCAGGCCAUGAGUUGAUUA
This is a messenger RNA of Daucus carota subsp. sativus, 1314 nucleotides long. RefSeq names its product U2 small nuclear ribonucleoprotein A'. NCBI's taxonomy places the organism in Eukaryota, Viridiplantae, Streptophyta, Magnoliopsida, Apiales, Apiaceae. The coding region runs from base 118 to 978 and encodes 286 amino acids. Gene Ontology annotation, molecular function: protein binding. The transcript is spliced from 8 exons. The record is from RefSeq and is a predicted model, not a curated record.